This is a messenger RNA of Myxocyprinus asiaticus (Chinese sucker), 8363 nucleotides long. Its product is annotated as xin actin-binding repeat-containing protein 1-like. The record is from RefSeq and is a predicted model, not a curated record. Lineage: Eukaryota; Metazoa; Chordata; Actinopteri; Cypriniformes; Catostomidae. Gene Ontology annotation, cellular component: focal adhesion; stress fiber. Gene Ontology annotation, biological process: actin filament organization; actin cytoskeleton organization. Gene Ontology annotation, molecular function: actin filament binding.
AUGAGCUUCACCUUGAGAAGAAGUCAGUCUCUUAAGAGCCUCUCUGGAGGUCAUAGCUCUUGGUCUACAACAGAGAUCCAGGUGUGGGACAAAAGGAGGUCUGUGUCUCAGCUUGUCGAAAAGUAUGAAAGCUGUGUAGAGCUCACAGAUAUUGGGAGAGAAGACGCCUUGUUCAAGUCAUCUGGCCUCAUAAGAUCAAACCAUGGUGAGACUCAAGAGAGUAAAGUUGAAACUCUCUGGAGGAGAUAUGAGUCCCUCAGUGGGGCAAAUCACAAUUUGUCCAGAAGUAUUUCUAUGGACAUGCUGCCCCAGCCAGACCGUUUGGUCACUAAUGCAUCAAGGUCCCUGUUUGAGACAAAGAACGCCCAGCAACAGUACUAUACCUGCAGCCCUCGGCUCAACGUCACACCACAGGCCAAAAGCAGCCCUGUGAGGAGGGAGAAAGGAUAUUCUAGUGCUACCACUGUCAUUACCGUCAAAAAGGACAAGGCUCAUCAGGACAAAACCUUUGAGACAACGAGAAGGAGGACUGGCAGUGGGGUUCCUGGAUAUGUCACCCAAUCCUCCCGAGGAUUAAAUGAUGAGAAGAGACGUUUUAAGGCAGACCUGAAAGAAUCUUCCUAUCAAGAAUACAAACAGACAUACACAUACUCUCCUACCCCGACUGUGAAAGACAGAUCUGCCCUUUACCUGUCAAAGGUAGCAGCUGCAGACUUCUCAGGAUUUACCGAACAGCAAGGCAGUGUGAUCCAAGAACACUUUGUCUCAAGUGGAAGGAAGAAACAAAGCAAGAUGGCAGAAGUAGCCAAAGAGAUAAAAGUGGCAAAUGCAGCCAGUGGAGAUGAUGAUUUACCUCCCCCUCUACCACCACUACCAAGACCUCAGGUUCUGGUGUCAGUUCAGCAGGAUCUAAGUCAGAACGUCCUUCCUGUGCCACCACCAAAAGAAACAUUCACAGAGUUUUACCAGCAACGACAAAAAAGUGAACUGAAACGGCUUUUUAAACACAUUCAUCCCGAACUGAGGAAGAAUUUUGAUGAUGUUGUAGAUGAUGAACUGAUAGAAGCAAUAAACCCCCAAGCAGUAGAUACAGCAUAUCAGGGAGAGGUCCAAUCAAUGCGUUGGAUAUUUGAGAACUGGACACUUGACAAUAUUGGAGGCCCGCAUGAAACUAAAAAAUUACUUGAUGAGGAAACUCUUCAUGGUGGGGAUGUGAGGGGAAAAUCCUCCUUGUUUGAGCAUUCAACGUUGAACAGUCAACACACAACAGUUGGUGAGAGACCGGGUCUAGUUAAAGGAGAUGUUCGCGCAGCCACCUGGUUAUUUGAGACGCAGCAUCUAGAUUCAAUCAGUAGGUCAAAAAUGGAGGAUGAGGAAUUUGUGGAGGUUGUACUGAAGGAACCUAUUCAGAAGGGAGAUGUGAGAGGUGCACAUCUCCUGUUUGAAUCCAAGCCAUUGGAUGCCUUAGGCCGCUGCUGUUCUGUUGAAGAUCAGCAUUUCCUAACACUGAAAUCAGAACUCCAGGAAAAUAAAGGAGAUGUGAAAAAAACUGUCAAGCUCUUCCAAGCAGAUCCCUGUUGUGCACUUAGGGAUAUCAGUGGCAAUAUCCAUGAGAUAAAGUCAAUUUGUAGAGAGGAAAUCCAGAGCAGUAACUUCAAAACAGCACGUUGGCUGUUCGAAACUCAACCGUUGGAUCUCAUUAAUAAAGGAACAAAUGGUGUGCAAAUCAUUCGGGGGAUCUCACUUGAGGAAGCCCAGAAGUGUGGUUUUGAAAAGAAGAGAUGGAUGUUCGAGACCCAGCCACUUGAUGCAAUUCAUGAAGGUGUUGUGGAAGAACAAAAGUUCCAAGGAACUGUGGAGGACUUCUCGGGGGAAACAGAUGUUCAUAACACACUAAAGCUUUUUGAAAACCAGCCCCUAUCAUCACUUAAAGGAGAGUCCAUGGGUGAAAGCUUGGAGAAGGAGGCAGUUGUUGGAGGAAAUGUAGAAUCCACCCUAUGGCUUUUUGAAACACAGCCCAUGGACACUCUGAAAGACAGCUAUGAAGUGGGACAACUCACAAAAGUUGUGGUGUUGAGCAAUGAAAAAGGAGAGGUUAAAGACAAAAAGCAGAAAUUUGAGAAGAUCGGUGCAUGUAAAAUGACACUUGACAGAGGGAGCAAAGUUGAAGAAGAAGAGAGAGGAGAUGUAAAGACUUUCAAGAAUCUGUUUGAAACCAUACCUCUUAGUCACAUCUCUGACUCUGAGAAUACACAAACUCAAGUCAAUGGCAUUAUUGCUGGGGAUGUCAAAAGCAACCGUUCACUGUUCGAAACCACACCAUUGUAUGCAAUUAAGGACUGUGCUGGAAAUUUCCAUGAGGUAACAACUGUCAGUCGAGAAGAAUGCAUAAAAGGGAAUGUACAGAACUACAAAUUGAUGUUUGAGACAAAACCUUUAGACCAGUUUGAAGAAGGUAAUGAAAAAAUAGAGGUCAUCAAAGGCAUUACAAGGCAAGAAGACAUGACAGGUGAUGUGAGAACAGCCAAAUGGAUGUUUGAAACACAACCUUUGGAUUACAUACACUUAAAAUUCAAUCAGUCAGAAGUGGAUUCAACUGUACCACAUGAAAAAUUACAAAAGGGUAAUGUGAAGACAUGCAAAUGGCUGUUUGAGACACAACCAAUGGACAUUUUGUAUGACAAAUCAGAGAGAAACCAGGAUGUACAAGUGGUUCCUAAAGCUAAUGUGAAGUCACACACUUGGCUUUUUGAAACACAGCCAUUGGAUAACAUUAAAGACAAAGAGGAAUUCAGUUUGAAAUUAUGCAGUACUGUGCAGGAAGAUGUAAAAAGUGACGUGAAUGUGAAAACAGUGAAACACCUUUUUGAAACCGAGACUUUGGACAGGAUAACAAAGCGAACAGAUUCGGUCCAAAAUAUUAGAUAUGUCAGUCAAGUGGAUGUUCAGUCUGGAGAUGUCUCACAUGUCAAAGAAAUUUUUGAAUCCAAGUCACUCGAUGAAAUAGGAAGCAAGUGCAUCAACGAGUCAAACGUUGAGGAGCAGAACAAAGAAAUCCAGUCAGGAUCAGUCCAUAAAUUCACUUGGCUGUUUGAAAAUCAGCCUAUCUGUGACAUCAGUGAGAAGGAAGAUGGAAUAACUCGCAGUGUCAAUGAUGUUGAGGGUGGUGAUGUUGGAGGCAAGAAGUUCAUUUUUGAAACAUUUUCUCUUGAUAAAAUCCAAGAUAAAAACCAACUACUUGAGCACCAGUCAAUGAGUGUUGAGAAGCUAAUGAGCGGUAGCGAUAAUGUGAAGUCCAGCACAAUGCUGUUUGAAUCUCAGCCUCUGUAUGCUAUAAGAGACAAAGAUGGACAGUUUCAUGAAGUUACCACAGUGAGGAAAGAGGAAAUGGUGAGAGGAGAUGUAAGGGGAGCAAGGUGGAUGUUUGAAACCAAGCCAAUUGAUACCAUUCAAGCAGACAAAGAAAUUUACGUAAUUCGUGCAGUUACUCAGGAGGAUGUGCUCAAGGGUGACGUGAAAUCAGCACGAUGGAAGUUUGAGACACAACCCCUGGACUCCUUCACCCCUUGUGAAGGGCCUUCAGUAAGGGUUGUGGAAGAUAUAGGCCAUGGACAAAAUGUGCAACAAAGCAAACAACUUUUUGAGACUGAGAAAUUAGCCCAAAAUAAGUAUGUGAGAAUGGUGAGUGUCACAGAUGUACAACAAGGUGAUGUACGCACUUCCACCUGGCUCUUUGAGAAUCAACCAAUUGAUACUCUAAAAGGUGAACCACAUGAGCAGAAUACCUUGAAAACUGUGCAUCGAGAGGAUAACACAAAGGGAGAUGUGAAACGAUGCACUUGGUUAUUCGAGUCACAGUCUCUGGAUAAAAUAAAGAACAAUGAAUCUACUGAAGAAUUUGUUUCGAAGGAAGAAAUUCCCAAGGCAGAUGUUAAAAGCACCACCUGGUUAUUUGAGACCACACCACUGGACAAAAUCACAGUGGAAAGCGUGACAGACAUACUCUACCGCCUUUGCCAUAAUUCAUUUAUUCAUUCGAAUGGAAUCAUUAUCCAGGCAUAUGAUUAUAAAUAUGUAAACAUGGCAAAAUAUCAGUUUGUGAACAAUAUGGAUCCCAAAGUUCAAAAUGAGGAAGUUGUUGAAGGAAACAUCAGGAACAUAAUGCUACAGUUACUCUUCAGACCAAACCUGAAAUCUAAGGUUGUUCUCCUUAAAGAGGAUGAACAAGGCAAGGUACACAGCACAGUGCUGGAAAUUCCAUUUCAACAGUCUGGAUCCGCAGAAAACCCAAACGCAGAGUGCAAGACUCAAGAAGCAGUUAAAAUCAUUGAGAACUUGCUGGUGCAACAAAAAACAAUCAAGACAGGCUUGAUAAUGCAAGAAUCUGAAGGAGGCCAGCCAGAGAUGACAGUCUAUUCCCUCCUGUGUCAAAGAAGCAUGGCAACUGAGUCUCAUGAUGUCACUCGAGGAGACGUCAAGUCCACCAUUGGCAGCCUCCUUGCCACAGUCCACAGCCAGCAGACAAAAGCGUCUUGCAGAUUGGAAGAAAAUGAGAGGGGGAAUGUUGAUUUGUAUAGAAACUGCAUUGAAAAGGGUGACCUUUAUUACCUUAAGGGACUACAGCAGGAGCUGUCUGAGGAACCAACAUGCUCCUGGAAAGAGGAAAUUGAAAUUGUUCAAGGGGAUGUAAAGGAAGCAAAGAAACACCUCAAUCAACAAAGGGAACAAGUUGAAAGAACCAUCUUGGAUGUCGUACCAGGAGAUGUAAAGAGCGUUAAAAAGAUUUUCUCAGAGGCCUGCACAGACCUUGCCGUUGGAAACGGCGUACCAAAGGAGGAGAUAAUCAGAGGCAAUGUUUUGUCUGCCAAGCAGCAGCUUGGUGAGGCACUCAAGCAGCCCUUCAUGGUACAGAAAGAAGAAAUAGUGUCUGGGGACAUUAAAGCCUCACUUGAAUCCUUGGAACGGGCAAAGCAACAAAGUAUGUACUUGGAACGUGAGGUCAUCGUACCAGGAACCAUUUACGAUCUAAAUGUAGAAGCACAAGAAAUGUGCUUGGAUGACAAUGAAAGAAAAAUAAUGAAGGAUGAAAUCAUUUCAGGAGAUGUUAAAGCAGCCAAAAUGUCCCUGGAGAGGGCAAAGAACCAAAGCAUAAGAGUAGAACGAGAACCUGUUACUCCUGGAAAGUUAUGUAAUCUAAACGAUGAUCUAAACGAAUCAUCUCAGGAACAAAAUACCUCAACAGUGCAGCAGUCUACAACAUCAUCCUCAAGUAACCAGCGGAUUACUACAACAUUUCGAAAGGUUAGUGACACAGAGAAGGAUCAGAGAUCCACUGAAAGAGUAUGUCAUCAGAAUGAAGUGGGAAGGAGAGAAGAUGCUAUAGGUGCUAGUACAGACAAUAGCUCAGUGGGGCUAGAUAUCAAUCCUCAGCUGUCUGAGAUAGAGUCAGAAAUUAUAAGAGGGGAUGUGAAGGCUGCUAUUCAGUCUUUACAAUGUGCUGCAACAGAGCAGAGAAGUGUAGACAGAGAGGAAAUUGUAAGAGGUAACAUGCAAGAGACUCUCCAGUCUCUGGAGAGGUCUAGCAUUAACAUUAAAGGGGAUUACAAGGCAGCAAUGUUAUAUAGAAAAUCUGGACAGUCUUACACACAUAGCAAAGUGAAAAAUGACUCAGGGACUCAAGAAUGCAAGCAGAGUUUUGUUUAACCUUUGCCCAUAUCUGAUGCUGAAUUGUUUUCUUCGGUUUCAGUGACUGGCAGUGAGCAUCUGACCCUCUUGGCACUGAACUCAGAACCUAUGAUUAGUUCCAACUCUGACAACUCAAACCAGCUUUUUGCAAGUCAUGGCAAACAUCCACCACCUAUCCCUCCAAAAACUGGUCAUCAGGUUAAAGAUCAGAAACCAGUUAUUCCACCAAAACCAUUGCAUAUCACCACUAAUUCUGAAUAUAUUGCAGAAAUCCCACAUAUUUGUCAAAGCUCAUCUGAGCCUGUUAUUAAUAACCCACAGAAUCCAGUAAUCCCACCCAAAAUGAUACCCAGCAAGAAAACUGUCUUGCAUAAAAACGAAACUUGGAAUUUUGAAAGCCCAGAGACUUCAAACCAAAUUAAAGACAAGUUUCACAACAGUAAUGAACCAGUUGAGAGUACAAAAGAUCCUAUGGAUAUUCAAAAAAUGCAAUAUACUCAGCAAUGGGUUCAAAACUCCCACAUGGAACAUAUGGACACCCUGUCGGUCAGUAAAAUAGAGAAUGUUGAUGAUAAUUCCAUUGCUUGUAAUACAGCAGGAAUAGAGAAAAAUGUAAUUCAGAAGAUAAAUGCUGCUGAAGAAAUCAGGAUGUGUAUGCAGAGUUACUCAAAGGACAAGAAAGAAAUUAACAUGGGAUUUAAGGUUGCACUUCAGAAUUUUGGAGAAAGGAAAACAGCAUCUGUAGACAAUAUCUCAUCUUUCCCAAAGAAAAUUAAAGUUGUGCCAAAUGAAAUCACCCCAGAACAAGCAAAAGGCUUUAGAAACAACACAAAUGGAGUUGACCUAUACUUGCCCAGACAAGAUAAUAGUGGAGAGACCUCUACAACACCUGAAGAACUGCCUGUAAAGAUUAAUAACCCUGAGAAGAAAGUAGUUUUGAGAGAAAAAAAAGCAAGGAGAGAGACUGAAGAUGAGCGCCGUCAGAGGCUCUCCGUCCACAAAGAGGAGAUGAUGAGGGACAAUGUAACAGCAGCCAUGGAGAUCUUUGAAAAUAUCAUGAGACGAGAGGAACUGAAAAUAAUUCUGUCAAAAGUUCAAAAAAUAGAGGGGGAGACCUCUGAGUUGGAUGUCAAAUCUUUGAAGACGUUAUUUGUGAAUGUGCCUGCUUGGAUUGCCAAUACAAAAAAGAACACAAAACAAAGACACAAUCCAAGGGAGACAAGAGCUGGCACAGAGACAGAGUGGUUGAGAGAUGAUUUAGUGUUUCCUCUGUUCAACUUGAAAGAACAGACAUUAGCUAAACCUUUGGACAUUGAGGAGGCGAUUAAAAAGGCUUUAUAUUCUAUUUCAAAUUUGAAGUCUGAGGCAGACAUUGCUGGGUUGUCAGGCCUAUUUAGUGAAUCCUUAAAUUCUACUAUUAAAAUGAGGAAAAUAAGCAUUGUGUCCAGCAAAGCAAAACCUGUACAAUCUAAACAGGUACAGAGCACUGAUAACAAGGAUGAGAAACCCUUUUCAGAGCUGCCAAAAGAGGUACAUCAGCUGGAGAAAACAUGCUCAAAUCUCCCUUCUUCCCCUUCCUUUAUUUCCAUUCAUUCUGCUGCAAGAAAACCCCCACAGUCUUCCGCUGAAAAAAGCUCUGCCAGCCACAUUUGUGGCCCUCAAAAUCCUAGAAGGAAAGUCAGCAUUCUUAAAGUACAAACAGUUCCUGAGGUUGCAAGUGGAAUCAUUGGAAUUAAAACCGUCAGUUAGAAAUAUGAAGAGAUAGAUUGCUUCUGGAAUAAAUACUUCUCCCAGAGAUCUACAUUUGUUACAAGACAGUCUGAGACAGAAUUGUCCUCCUCAAAUGAUGUUGUUACCAAUCCAGGGAGGUAUGAAGUAGUAACUCUACCCAUUUUGCAAAGGUCUGGCCACACCUUCUCUUCAAAUUCUGCCUGUAAAAGGAAAGACAGCAAAGUGUUUGUUACUUUUGAUCAUCUAAACACAGAAAAACAUUAAUCUGGCAGUUCAUUCCUUUUGAAACAAUAUUUUUUAGGUUAUAUCAUAUUCAUCUCAAUUGUUUCUUUAAAAUACAUACAUAUUAGCUUAAUAAUCCUCAUUUUUGUGUGUACAAUUAAAAGUUUUAUUGUGAUGCUUGAUCUAUUUAAAGUUGCUAUAUGUAAGAUUGACAACAAGUGUUUGAAAUGGGUACUGCAGUCCAAAUUCAAAAUAUUGUAGAUUUGUCUGCCCCGCCCCAGACUUGAAGUUCAUGCGGGUUGCUAGAAUGUUGACAUGCAAAUUAGCCAACUCAGCAUCCGUUUAAAGGAUUUCUGGGCUUUAAGCUGUCUUCAUCUUCCAAAGGCAUCUCCAGUGUUUAUCCUUGUUUUACUACGCCUCUGGUCAUGGUGGUUUUUAGACGGAUGGCGAGGCUUUUUAGGUCGGGUGGAAUCUGUUAUCUCUGAUCCAGUUUGUUUGCUGGCUUCCAUGGCUGCAGCAUGCAGUGUAAAGAUUUCUUUAAUGACAUAUUAUGGUCAUUUUAUGAUUUAGUACAGUAAAAAUAUUACAUAUAGCACCUUUUAAAAAGUUGAGUAAGAGCAAGGAUUUUUGUACUGUUGCAACUAAGUGUAAAAGUUUUUUUGAUAAAUAUUUUUUUGUUUGUUUCAUAAACUGUAUAUUAAUUAACUUAAAAAUAAAAUAUUUCA